GUGUGAAUCAACGUUCAUAAUCUCGUGACAAAAAAAAACAUCUGUUGUCCCACCCUCCAAAGUGUUCUUUGGACUCGGAUAGAUAGCACGGGUCCGAGCUAAUAUUUCACAACAGUUAGGAGUUGAGGUUUUGAGCGUGGUAAGCACAUAAUCUGUUCAGCUGUUUUAGUUGUUCUACCAGGACUACAAGAUGAAAGUUACUUUGGUUUUGGGCUUAGCUUUCUUCUGCUCACUCUGGUUAGGAGGUUUGCCUUUAAAGUGCUCAUCUUGUUCAAGUAAUGUUUCCUAUGAAGAUUGUCAAAAGAAGUUGAUGGCAGUAAACUGCACUGAGGACCAGGUUUGUUUUCAAGCAGAUGCCAAGUAUGAGAAAGGGGAUAAGGUAAUAAUUACUAUUCAAAAAGGAUGUGUUGGAAAAACCUUGUGUGAUGCUUACAGCAAAGGGGACAUUGAGGAAUGCAAAACAAGGAAAGCACAAGGAUAUACAGUACUGGACUGCAACGGAAAGUGUUGUUUUGAUGGUGAUGAAUGUAACAAGGAAAAUCCUCUGCCAAACAACCAAGGUUCUGCAUUUUUAAUCAGUGUAAUGGUCUUGCUGCUUAGUGUGCUCUUGACUCUUAGUAAUGUAAAUUGACUUUGAAAAGCUUCCAUUUCUCUGACUUAGCAACCUUUGAAUCUUUUAUUCAAGGGGUAUGUUUAGAAAUCCUAAUAGAAUUCUUAAAAACCUCUAGAUUCUUGUUAACUCUUUGACCCAUAACAGUCUGACCAACAUCAAACAUUUAGGGUCGCAAGAGCAAAGGAAAUAAUCACAACUGAAUAAGUUCUUGAUUGUUAAACAAAUUCUCCUUGUCAGCACCUUAGGAAAUGUAUAGAGACCAGUACAGAGAAUGUGCAUACUGAUGUUAGAAUGUAAAGGGUUUAAGAAACUGGUUGUUCAUUGGGCAUCAAUUAUCAGAGACUCUAUAGCUUUAGAGCAGAAUCCUUCAGUUAAAUUUCCAUUGCCUAUAAGCUAAUUUUUAUUUUCAGACGCGUAGGAUAUUCUUCAGUUAUUUUAUGCUAUCAUAAACUGCUUCUGCU
Messenger RNA from Pocillopora verrucosa, 1074 nucleotides. The record is from RefSeq and is a predicted model, not a curated record. Lineage: Eukaryota; Metazoa; Cnidaria; Anthozoa; Scleractinia; Pocilloporidae.